This is a messenger RNA of Sarcophilus harrisii (Tasmanian devil), 4895 nucleotides long. RefSeq names its product interphotoreceptor matrix proteoglycan 2 (gene IMPG2). Gene Ontology annotation, molecular function: heparin binding; hyaluronic acid binding. NCBI's taxonomy places the organism in Eukaryota, Metazoa, Chordata, Mammalia, Dasyuromorphia, Dasyuridae. Gene Ontology annotation, biological process: visual perception. The coding region runs from base 85 to 3783 and encodes 1232 amino acids. The transcript is spliced from 20 exons. The record is from RefSeq and is a predicted model, not a curated record.
AUAAAGGCACAGAAGAUUUCAAGAUUUAGUUCUGGCUUAAGUACUUAACCUCCAAGUUCCUUUGGUUUUUUAGCUCGAACAAAUAUGUUCUCUUUUUCUUGGAAAACUUCUUUGGGUAUUUUGAUAUUUGUCUUGAUAGAAGGUGACCUUCAAACUUUAACAGCACAAACCUAUUUGCCUUCAGAGAAGAUCCAGGAAUCGAAGGUUUCAAUUUCACGAUUCUGGAUGAGUUUACAGCCCUCAAUUCCUCUGUAUGCAGAAGAGAAGCCUCUUGAUUACAGAAAAAAUAAACAGCAACUAUUAUUCCGCCAGAAGCGAGCUACUUUAUUUCCUAAUGGGGUUAAAAUUUGCCCAGAUGAAACUAUUGCACAGAUUGUGGCAAACCACUUGAAGUAUUUUAAAGUCCGAGUGUGUCAGGAAGCUGUCUGGGAAGUUUUCAAGACCUUUUGGGACCGUCUGCCCCGUCAUGAGGAGUAUCGACACUGGAUGAAUCUCUGUGAGGACGGAACUAUAAGUAUAUUUGAAAUGGGUACAAACUUUAGUCAGUCUGAAGAACACCAGAGCCUAAUUGUAAAGAAACUGGCUUACACACAGGAAACAUUAAAUAGGUCCUGCAGUGACUGGUCAUGUAGUUCUGAUCCAUCAACUCCUGUUACAUCUUAUGAUACUUCAACAUCAAGAGAUACUGCAACCAGUACAUCAUCCCCUAGGGUAGUUUCCUUUCAGGAUUCCUCAGACAACAUCUCAGAAAUACUGGAUAACGGUAUUAACAAUGAGAUAGAAACUCUGACAGAGAAACCAACAAAGCUGGCAACUGAACAGGUUGCAGAAUUCAGUAUGCACCUUUCAGGGAAGCAAUACAGUGAAGAGCUACAGGACCCCUCCAGCCUGCAUUAUCAAGAUAUCAUGCAACAAUUUAUUUCAGAGGUUCAAAAGGCAUUUGAUGAGCUACCUGGCUACAAGGACAUCCAUGUGCUUGAAUUUAGAUUGCCUCAAGAGAAUGUCAGUGGCAUCAAUGUUCGCUAUGCUGUUACAUUUGACAGUGAGGCUAUCAGUAACAUUACCUGGGAAAUGAUUAACCUUCAUUCGAAUAAAGUAGAAAAUCAUGGACUUGGGGAACGUGAGGAUAAGCCCAUGGCAGCUUAUACAAUUAACAACUUCAGAGACUACAUUGCUGAAAGCCUCACCAGAAAUUUCUUACUAAGAAACUCUUCCCUGAAGCCAGAUCCUGACUCUCUUCAGGUUAUCAAGGUGAAAGAUGCUUUUUUCCCCAAAACUGAAGACCAACUAUGGAAUUUUGAAAACCCAAGUAUUCUUGUGUCUCCACCCCUGAUACUUGAUAAUACCCUUCAAGCUGAAUGGCCCUCAGCAGAUGAAUCAACUGCCAGGAAUAGUUCACCACUUGAUUUCACCAAACCAGGUUUCAUCUCUGGGGCUCUUUCAUCCAAUGGCAGUGAACUCUGGUCAAAAUCAGAAAGUCCUCCAGCAGAUUUAGUGUCUCCAUCAAAAUUACCCCUUCCCUCGAAGGUGGGUUCCACUUCUCCCCCAGAUGUUUUAGAGGGUAGCAGCCUCACUCUUCAUUCUGUCACCCCAGCAGUGCCUCAGACUGGCUUGCCUAUGGCUCCUAAGGAAAGGACUUCUGGACCUGCUUUGUUAGAUGAUGGACUAACAAGUGUGGAAGAACCAGAAAGUUUUUCUUCUUUUGAUCUAUUGACUUCAAAUCCAUCCUCUUAUCUUGUGCCAAUGCCAUCGACAGACGACUCUGAGCUGCCUUUAUCAACUUUGACCUCUCCAUCCAUUUUGGAUUCUCUUGCCAUAGAAGUUGCUACACCUUUUGGCUUGUAUCCUUUGGUCUCCCCAAAUAAGGAUCAAUUAGAAGUGAGCAUUUUUCAGCCAGAAUUAUACCCUGGAAGUGGACUGUUAUUUGAAGAACAAUCAGGUUCAGGAUCUGGACAAGAGCUGCUUACUUGGCCAUUAAGUAAGCCUUCAUUUCAUCAUAACACUGAAUCUCCAUCUGAAUCCUGGCUUGAAAAUGAGAAAUCACUUUUACCAAUUGAGAGCAAAGAAAAGAACCUAGAUAGAGCCAUAAUUGAUGAAGCAGGAGGGAUUUUUGAGGAAUCUGAAAUUGCUCUUGGGGCUAAUGGUUCCAUCUUUGGAAAUACCACAUCUCAAUCUGUCCCUUUGUAUCUCUCAAUGCACACAUCAGAGGCAACCUCAAUUGAUCAUUAUUUUGUUCCCAAGCCACCUUUCCUAUCAGAAUCUAUAAUAGCCUCUACUUCUACUAAUAAUAGACUAGAAGAAAUAGAGUCCUCUAAAGAACAGAAACCAAAUGAAAUUUUAGAAUCAUCUAACACAGAACAAACUGACAUAGAUAUUUCAACAGAAAAGUCAGGUAUGAAACUUUUGUGGACUAGGCCACCCAAGCUAGAUGAAACUCAGUCAACAACUUCCUCCCCAGGGAGAACAGCCAAAGAUGCAAUUGCAAGUACAGUAAAGAAUAUUGCUACCCUUGUGUCUGGAGUCUCUAUGUCUGACUCCACCAAGUUGUCUCCAACCAAUCUGGAGGAUGAUGUGAUUAUGGAUGUACAGGACAUUUCAUUAGAACUGGACCAAGUGGGCAUAGGAUACUACCAGCCUGCACUCAACCAAGAAGAAAAUAGCAUUGUUGGUAGCCAUGUGGAAAUAUCAACUAAUAUGCUCUCUACUGAGAGAGCUGAUGUUCAACCCACACAGAGACCCUAUCCAAAUUAUUCCCAGACAACAGGCCCUCUAGUGGUUUUCUUUAGCCUUCGGGUGAUGAACAUGCCAUUUUCAGAGCACCUAUUUAACAAAAACUCUUCUGAAUAUAAAGCACUAGAACAAAGAUUCUUAGAAUUGCUAGUUCCCUUUCUUCAAUCAAAUCUCACUGGAUUCCAGAAUCUGGAAAUCCUGAACUUCAGAAACGGCAGUAUUGUGGUAAACAGCCGGGUGAAGUUUGCUAAACCUGUACCUCACGAUGUCAACAAUGCUGUGUAUACAAUUCUGGAAGACUUCUGCAACACUGCCUACCACACCAUGAAUCUAGCUAUUGAUAAAUAUUCCCUGGAUGUGGAAUCAGGUGAUCAGGCUGAUCUCUGUAAGUUCCAAGCCUGCAAUGAAUUUUCUGAGUGUGUGGUCAAUCACUGGAGUGGAGAAGCAGAAUGUAUAUGUUACCCCGGUUAUCAGAGUCUCCAGGAACUGCCCUGUCAGAGUGUCUGUGAGCUUCAGCCAGAUUUCUGCGUGAAUGAUGGAAAGUGUGACAUUAUUCCUGGGCAUGGGGCCAUUUGUAGAUGCCGUGUAGGUGCGAACUGGUGGUACCGAGGGGAACACUGUGAAGAGUACAUGUCAGAGUCUCAGUUGAUAGGAAUUGCUGCUGCCUCAGUGAUUGGCUUUCUUCUUAUAGUCUUGGCUGUCCUCUUCUUUCUGGCUAGAACUCUGAGGGAUCAGUAUGUGAAGAGAGAAAGAAAAUGUUCCCUCAGGAGGAGUGACAGCUCCAUAUCUCUUGAGAGAGCUGUGAAGUACAACCCUGUGUUUGAGGAUGAUGUCGUUGAAUAUGGCCCACAUGAGAGGAGCUACCCUCAGCUUACUUCUUACAGCUCUGUCAGUGGAGAGGGGCCCGUGGCCUUCAGCAGUGAAGAGAUCAGGCACAUCUAUGAAGAGCUUACCAGUGAGGAGAUUGAAAAAAGAACCAGGAUUUUUGAACUUUAUGCCAAAGAUCAACAGUUUGCAGAAUUUGUGCGACAACAUCAAAUGAAACUGCUAUAACAAAAACAUCAGUUUUGAAGGAAGCUGGAAGAGGAAGAUUGCUUGCUACCAUUGUAAUGUGGUGUGACAGUAACAUAGUUACCUAUAUCUGACUUGUACUCUGAGGAUUAAAAAAGGAUAUAUCCUUUAAGCAUGGUUGAGUUGGGGGAAUGUCUCUGUUCAGUACCAUUUUUUCCUUCUCCAGCUUAGGUUUCAAGCAGAGAUUUUAACAAGCAUCUAUGUGAUUUUAAAAAAAAUAAACAAAUUGUAAAAUACAUUAUACAAAAACAGGGAAUGGGACAUAUAUGAUCAGUUGGGUUUAGAAAUUAAUUUAUUAUUACAUUUUGUUCCUAGUUCUUCUAUUCAUCUUUUCUUUGAGCAUAUCACUUAAUUCUCUGUGCCUCCAUUUUCUAAACUGGAUUAUAGGGUGAGAGUCCUAAACACAGAUGUUGUGAGAUCUAAUAGCUAUUUGUAAGGCACUUUUGAUAAUUAGAUGAAAAGAGGAAAAUUGCCACAUAUUGUCCAUUGUAAGUAUCUUUUGAAAAAUUAAUUCACGUAAGUUGUAGUAGGAGCAGUAGCUAUUAAUCUAGUCGGGACCUAUAAGAGUAAUAUUAAAAGGAAAUGGAAUUGUUCUUAAGUCUUUGUUGGGGGAAACAUUGAUUCAGGUCACUAUUUGUAACCACUGAUGAUGCUUUCUGGUUGCCUAAGGUAUAAAUGUCUGGCAUAUUUUGGUGCUUCUCAGAAUUGAGGGAUUUCCCAGAAGUCAACAAACCCUUCUAAUUGGGUACCCUAGGUUGCAAAUGAUAAGAGGGGAAGCUGAGCCUAACUAAACUAAUGCUGCAUCUUUGCUGCACAUCCUUUACAUCUUAUUGCUGAAAUGAACUUCCCUUUAAAAAGAAGUUAUAUUUUAAAAAAGUUGUAUUUCAUCUAAUUCUAAUCCUGAGCACCAACUAUUGGACUGUACUGUCCUGAGUCAGACCUGGAUCAGAACAGAAGCUGAAUUUUAAUAUUAUUUAAACCCAACAAUGCAGACUCUUCUAAUAAAGAACCAAUAAAAAUACUUUUUGAUAUAAUAUGGUAAGGUAUGCUAUGUUUUCACUAUCAAAACUUAGGAAUUUCAAAAUGCAACAACA